AAAAAAAAAAAAAACCUGGAAACUCGCCAAGCGGUGGGUUGUUUAUUACUAAUAGGCUUGCUUGUUGCUUGGAAAAAGCUGUGAUUAUUGAAGAACGAGCAAAGUAGCUAGCUAGCUAUGCUACCACUUACAGAUUACCGCUUAAUUAUCCUUUAUUAUUCAAUGAAAACGUGAUUGAUUCAUAAAGGUUCCGACAUUUCAAGACUUUUUUUUACUUUAUUACUUUGCUCAUUAAUUUUUGAGGCGUCAUCCGGUUUAGUAAAAAAAAGGUUAAUCAGGCAUAAGGGUAUUUAGCAACGUUGGAGACGUUCUGUCCUGCAGACAUAGGCUUGUUCGAUCGCGGUCUUGUUUUUUCUCUCGCUACUAUCAGGGUUCUUAUAUCUAGACUAAUGAAUUAUAUGAAAGGGAAUCAUAGAAUGGCAUGGAAUGCAUGGAAUGGGAUAAAAUCAGACAACUGACGUUUUCUCAGCGACAAAACUUAAGGAAUCCACAGGGGAGUAUAUAUACAGAUUAAACAGUGAGGCACCCAGUACGUUGACAGAGAACCGUUGUGUUGCAUUGUACAUAUGGAUCCCCAAGACGUCAAUUCCUCAUUCCUGAACUUUAGUUUCUCCACCAACACAACCACGGCUGCCAAUAGAAGCCAAGUCUUCACAGAAUUUGAAUAUGCUUUGAUUUUUGUGUUUCUUGGAGUCUUUGCCGUAUUGAUAAUAUUAACCAAUGCAUUCGUGAUUUACCUGGUCAAGAGAAUGUCUUAUCUACAAACGUCUACUAACUAUUCCUUAGCCAGCCUUGCGUGUUCUGAUCUUCUAGCUGGCUUAGUGGCAAUACCUCUGAUCAUACUUAGUGCCGUCACUAAAAAAAGAGGCUUAUUUCUGGCCAUGGACUUAAGCAGCAGAUUCAUCUGUCUCUCUACAAUUCUACAUCUUUCCAGCAUUGCUCUAGAGAGGUAUAUCCUCAUAGUUCAUCGGAUGAAUACAGAACUAAUGACCAAGCAAUCCACUCUCAUCGUUCUUCCAGGAAUUUGGAUAUUUUCUUUAACAGUAACGUUGAUCCAAAUGGCCUGGAUUGAUUUUGACACGCCGAGACUUUUGACAAAAAAGGGCAUGGAAAAAGUCGAGGUGAUAUAUGACCUUUGUUGUAUCUUUAUUCUAGUAUUCCUCCCACUUCUGAUCAUCAUAUAUGCUUACGUGAGGAUCUACAUCAUCGUACGUCGGCAGCACAACAGUGUUUCGCGGCAGGAAGCCCACAUCGACGAAGCGCUGAAGAAAAGAAAAAGACGUUUGAAGAAGGAAAUAAGAGCAGUUUUCAUCUACGGAGGAAUGGUGCUUACGUUUGUUCUUGGUUGGUUUUAUUACUUUUUAGGUGGACUUAUGCAUGAUUUAAACGUAACAGAAAACUGGCUCGAUACUCCACCAUGGCUAGAUAUCGUGUUGCUAUUCACAAGGUUUGCUACAUCGUUAGUCAAUCCACUAUUGUAUACAUUCUUUAAAAUGGACUUUUUGAAGGCCGUAAGAUCACUUAGGAAGAAAAUACCAUGCAACUCUGAACUUUGUAAGAAAAAACCCACGGCAGAUACAUUUGCUAUCAAGAUUUUGAAAGAAGGUAAGCCACAAGAGUCUAAUGGAUACCAAUUGUCAUCGAGAAUCGAGACCUCUUAUACUGUUAUUAACCAAAUUAGGAAAAACAGCAAGUCUAUUGAUGCUUCCGAGAGCAUUUAAAGGACAGAGAAUUGGAAAGAAUACAAGAAACAACAGUAAAUCUAUUGAUGGUUGGAAGAACAGAGGGAAGAUGACAAAACGAACAGCAGCUAGUAAAUCUAUUGAUGGUUGGAAGAACAGAGAGAAGGUGACAAAACAAACAACAGUAAAUCUAUUGAUGGUUGGAAGAACAGAGAGAAGGUGACAAAACAAACAACAGUAAAUCUAUUGAUGGUUGGAAGAACAGAGAGAAGAUGACAAAACAAACAACAGUAAAUCUAUUGAUGGUUGGAAGAACAGAGAGAAGAUGACAAAACAGACAACAGAUCUAUUGGUGGUUGUGAGAGUAUUGGAAGAACAGAGAGCAAAUGACAAAACAGACAAGAUACAACAGUAAAUCUUUUGAUGCGGGUUGUGAGAGUAUUGGAAGAACAGAAACAAGAUGACAAAACAGACAAGGAGAAACAACUGAGUAAAUCUAUUGAUGGUUGUGCCAAUGAAAAAAGCAUUUACCAUGAGUCGGAAAGGAAGAGCAAAUAUUGAUUAGUUGCAAAAAAAAGUAAAAUAAAUAAACCAAACCAGUGCCGCGGUAUGUAGAAAUAAACCGGGAUUAUAUCAAUGUAACAAUCAAUUUCUUAAUUCUUCCGGGAGGGACAGAGGGUUUGAUUAUGCAAUCAAGACCUGCUUUGACAUCAUUGACUCUGACUUUGUACCAAGAAGGAUAACAAGGAAAGGACAAUUCCAUGUUACGGCACUGACAACCAAGGGGCAAAAUAUUUCCAAAAUGACAAUUGCGCAAUGGUAACUGUAGUACCGGGCCUUCUUCAAGAGUCUUCCCCUUCCCGAGAAAAGACAUUGAUAGCUCUUAGCAUAGAUCCACUACAUACGAAUUCAAGAUAAGUUAAAUGGUUCGUAAGAGUUCUUAUACAUACUUAUUAAUUAUUUCUUAUAUAUAGAAGGCUAACAAAUUGUUUGAUAAAAUGUAUAUCAUUGACUUUCGAUGCCCAACGGUUUUAGAUAACACCGAGGGGGGAGGGGGGAUAAAGGGUUUUGAGCGUACGGAUAUUGCUAAAUGCUUAGCUUCUUAUGAUAAUAAUGAGAAUCCAGACGAACAGAAAUGACUCAAAAAGUUUGAUACGGGUCUUCUUUUUUUCUGGGAUAUUCGGGUAAUGUGUUUGUAGUUCCGAAGGUUUUGGAACACUAAUAGUACGCAUAGUCCAUGAGAGGUGCUUUUGACGGGAUGACCAAUAAUUUCCCUUGAUGCGAUUGGUUGGACGGGAAUUUACUGAGUGUUAAUACCAAAUUGCCUUCCUUUGUGGAAGCUUUUAAAAGGCGUCUCAAAUGAAACAUUCUGUAGACCAAUGUCUUGUCUCAAAAAAGCUGAACAAUAAGGUAAAAGGCUUUUUAAACGUAUUUUUAAAAGCUGAAGUGAAUAAAAAAUUUGGAAUUACUGCUUUCACUCAUGCAUUUCAUCAAGCAUACUCAGAUCAAGUUAUGAGGCAAGUUUCUGGUGAAUAUUUGAAGACAGAAGAUAACGAUUGACUUAUCUCUCUACAAGAAAUUUAUUUUUCUUCUUUUUGUCUUGGUAUACGAGAGAAUGUACGCAGUGGAAAGAUUGCAGGGAUAUAAAGGCUCUUACACAUCGCAUUUCCGAGCAAUAUGCACGUAGCCUUACAUUGAAUUUUUGUGUGUGACACAAGCAAAGCAUAUCUGGGAAGUGAGCUACAGACCCUUGCAUGUGACGUCAAGCAGCUUAUUUUGGAGAAUGAAACAAAAGAAUUUCUAAAUCUCCUGAACAACUGGUAACCUAUUGUUGUGUCCUCCAAAUUGAGCUGUUGACCUCACAUGCAAGGUGUCUAUGGGUUGACUAUUUAAUACGCUCAAAUACCCUAAACCCUCCCCCAAGGUCAAACGUUUUGUAGGCGUUAGCCAUCCUUAUGAUUCUUUUAAAAUGUUAAAAUAUCAAUACAUAGAAAUACAGCGAAUAAAAUAUUUCAUAACUGUAA
Molecule: messenger RNA, 3706 nt
Organism: Actinia tenebrosa (Australian red waratah sea anemone)
Lineage: Eukaryota; Metazoa; Cnidaria; Anthozoa; Actiniaria; Actiniidae
Product: trace amine-associated receptor 9
Biological process (GO): G protein-coupled receptor signaling pathway
Cellular component (GO): membrane
Molecular function (GO): G protein-coupled receptor activity
Source: RefSeq, a predicted model, not a curated record